Messenger RNA from Colletotrichum tamarilloi, 2859 nucleotides. RefSeq lists its product as uncharacterized. The record is from RefSeq and is a predicted model, not a curated record. Bases 1 to 2859 code for a protein of 952 amino acids. NCBI's taxonomy places the organism in Eukaryota, Fungi, Ascomycota, Sordariomycetes, Glomerellales, Glomerellaceae. The transcript has 3 exons. Gene Ontology annotation, molecular function: nucleic acid binding; zinc ion binding.
AUGAACUAUCCCCCGUACGGACACAAUCCCAAUUCCUAUGGAUACAAUGGGGACGUGUUCGCCAACCCUCCCGGUCAGAAUGGCCCUCAACAUAGCGGAAUGCUGGGCCAGCGUCAACAUGUCUCUCAUCCGCAACCUCUUCAUUCCCACAAUCAAUUUCAUAGGGGCUCUCCUGGUCAGCUGUCUAGCCGUGGCGCUACCUUCGGAAUCGAGCCUUCUAUGAAUAUUGUGCCCGACAUUCUGCGGGUUCCGUCCAUGCAGCAAAAGUGCACCAACAACUACCCUCAAUCGCCCAAUCACUUCCCUACUGGCUUCAUUGCAUCCAGCAGCACAACCUUGGCCCCCUACUCUCGCGGCCCUCCCCAUAAGCAGGAUCUUGCCGAUCAGAACGCUACCAUGCACUGGAAUGAUUCCAGCCUCGCGACUGGCACUUCCUAUGGCGGUCCUAUUAGCCCAGCUCCUCCCCAUGUCUCCAGAGCCUCUUACCAGAGCCCUACUCUCAUUCAAGAGCCUCCAACUCCACACAAUACAGCAGAAGAUGCAACCAUGGGGCUAGCGUCCGAUGCCACAACAACCUUUACCCCCACGACAGUCAUGCCAUUGGAGACCCAGCCGGGCCAUUCCAGUAGCCACACCAGCUCAUCCAACAGAACCGCGCGUGUUGUGUCUCCGGUUCAACAGGCCGCUGCCAAUGCACCGUCGGUCGGAAGCAGUUCCGCGACCAAAGCUACUAUCAGUGAUGGUCGGGCACCGGCUCCUGGCUACACCCCUGACCGGGCUCAGGUUCCGGAUCAGAAUCAGGCUCAAGACCAGGCUCAGGCUCAAGGCGAGAGCCAGGCUCGGAAUCGGAGUGCGAAGAACAGCAAGUCAAACCGCAAUACCGGCGCUAGGGCUGUCAGAAGACCCCAGUCCGACGUGGACCGAUUGACACGUUUGAUCGAAUAUCAGUUUGAACAAGGCUUCAAACGUCUGGGGCUAUGUGCUGAGCCACGUGAAAGCGAGAGGAAGGACAACAGCCCAGCAAGAACACAACGAACCGCCAAAUCUGUCAAGGUCAAGAUCGAGCCACCCAAUGCCCUUGCUGCCUUUGACCAACACCGGAGCGCCAUCCUCGGCCAACUAUCCACGCAUGACUCGGUGUACUCACGAGUCGAUAAAAUCGAGCGGGGAAAAGAAAAGGAAGUCAUGUGGAUUACCUUUAAGAACCUCUCGGAUGCUCAGGCCUUUAAGCCAAACGCUGCACAUCUAACAGCCGCGACGAAUGUGACUGUCACCAAUUUCGUCCUCUACCCCGAGUUCUAUUGGGUUAGGGCCACAUUGCACGGCAAGAAGAUUACACGUGAGAUGAUCCAGGAAGAUUCGGGUUUGCGUUGGUUCGAGGAUUUUGGUAUCUACCAUACGAUGUUCAAACCAGCGGUCAACGGAAACGCGGUCUGGCUUCGUUUCACUGAUUCGACCAUGGCGUGGAAACUAAUCGAAACUGCCGAACAACAAGGAGACGACCUUCGCAUCGACUUCUGCUCAGCCAAGAUCGAGGCUGUUGAUGUACGCUUGAAACCCUUUUACUGUUACAAGUGUUACGAGCCGGGUCACAUGGAGAAUAAGUGCAACCAACUGCACUCUACUUGUGGGAAAUGCGCUGGUCAGCACAAGACAUCCGAGUGCGCCCCAGGGACCAAGUUCCGAUGUCCCAAUUGCGGAGAUGAACACCCUGCCUGGUCCCCGCAAUGUCAAGAUUCUGAGCGAAUGAAGAUGCUGGCACGUUGUGCUACCUUUGGCAUAGAUGAGCCGUUCUGGGCACGGGAUAUGCGCCAGGCACAAAGGCUAUCUGAGAUGGACACGUCACAGCACUAUUCGCCAUCAGCAUUUUCAGAUUCCAUGACACCCAGGACUCCUUCCGAUCACCACACUGGAGACGACCAUGAAGCUCACGCCAGACAUCCGCACCCCACGCUCAGCCGUCGUGAGAUGCGGAUGCCAGAGUCACCCACACGCAAUGGCAGGACACAACGCGGUGAAGGCAGUUUGCAGACGCCUACCUCCAUCGCCCAGAAUCCUGCCGAAAGGCCUCCCGAGUUCGGAGGUUCGUCCAGCAACCAGGGCCAAGGUUCGCUCCCAAAGGCCAGUCAGUACGUGGCCCCGGCCCCGAAACCGACACUAACAUCAUCAAGAGCGACGCAUGCUCGAACCGUCGCAACUCCAUCCGUACCUCCCAGGAAAGGAAGGAACGCCUUGGUGUCGUCAGCCACCGCGUCGAGUCCGGUUGAGGCAAGCAACAGUGGUGGCCCUCGUCCCAAGGCCCACCCGAACGGGAGGUCUGCUCGGGGUGCUUCCAGCUCGACCUCCAAGACCACAGAAGCAGACGCGGCUACCGGAACGCAAGACAAUUCGUCGCGCAACCAGAAAGCGCCAAAGAGGGCCAUCAGCCCCAGCGUCAAGACCCCUCAGCGAGCGAAGCCGCGUCAAUGCCGACGGGAUAUAGGAAAGCACGUCGCCUCGCCAACUCUCCGGCGGACCCAGUGGCAUGCUAACAAGUCCGACGGGUGGUCCUCGUCUGGCAUGAGCGAGAUUGCCGCAGGCAAGCGUCCGGCUGAGCCUUACACACUGCCUGUAUCGCCCAACAAGUCAACGGACCAGAGUGUAGCUUCCGAAUCGUCAGGCAGUGGCACAGCGACAGCGUCCGAGACAGGGACGGCGUCGUCCUCUGAGGCAAGCUCUUCAGUGAGACCUGUCAACCCUCCAGUUGCCGAUCGUCCAGUCGCUCCACCCCCCCAGCAGAACAAAGGUCGCGGUGCCCAGGCCCCCGCGGACAAGAGUCAGGUUACAUCGGCGCCAUCGCAAGAAAGGGAGACCCUUUGA